Messenger RNA from Salvelinus sp. IW2-2015, 642 nucleotides. NCBI's taxonomy places the organism in Eukaryota, Metazoa, Chordata, Actinopteri, Salmoniformes, Salmonidae. The record is from RefSeq and is a predicted model, not a curated record.
AGGUGAGAAGCCAUUUCGGUGUGAGUUCCCCGGCUGCCUGCGGAAAUUUGCCAACAGCAGUGACCGUAAGAAGCACUCGCAGGUCCACACCAGCGCCAAACCGUACGACUGCAAGUCCCACGGCUGCUUCAAGUCCUACACACACCCCAGCUCCCUCCGAAAACACAUGAAGAUCCACCUCAACGCACUCAAGUCCUCUCCUACCUCCGAACCCAUAGACCUGUCAUUCACAGGGAUUCUUGGGAAACGUAGUUCCCAGGAUUACGUAGCUUCACGGACUAACUGCUCCUCCUCCAGGCUCUCGCUGCCUCCGGCGGUGUCCAACAUGAAGGAGUGGUACGUGUGUACCAGGACCACAGGUCAGGGACAGAACUACCUCCAACUCACAGCAGACCAGAUCAAGUCAGAACCGUGUAGUGGUGAYGAGAAGUAUUAUAACACCACGUAGCAGCAGCAGAAUGMRUUGCAUUAUGGACUGUGUCAACUACAAUGAAUCCUAAAUACAUGGAUAGAAGCUGGAAGAACAUAACAUACGUCCCGUAUCAAUAUGGCAAUUAUUUAAAACACUUAUUAUUAUUUUAACCUUUAUUUAACUAGGCUAGUCAGUUAAGGACAAAUUCUUAUUUACAAUGACGRCCUACC